Molecule: messenger RNA, 2874 nt
Organism: Closterium sp. Naga37s-1
Lineage: Eukaryota; Viridiplantae; Streptophyta; Zygnematophyceae; Desmidiales; Closteriaceae
Source: the annotation of a GenBank genome assembly
AUGCGCAAGUAUCCACCCGAAUCCUUCUCCAUCCACUGCAAAGGUACUUUCCACCUCUCGCCCUCUCGCUCUCCCGACCCCUGCGCCCGCAACACCGCCGCGUGUUUCUUAGACUCAACUCCGGCCCUGCAAGCCCAGCUCUCCCUUUUAUCCCUCCCUCCCAACACUAUUCUUCCGAAUGGUGGAAGUGCUUUGGAGCUCGGGCUUACAGCCUUUGCCACCACUCAAGCAGCACAUGCUGAAGGGGCGAAAGCUGUACGGGUAUUCAACGCAUCGCCAGAGAAGCACACGAGGGGAGACACGGCCCGAAGCGUCCGUUGUGUGCGCAAGGAGAAGAUCCGGGUGCAGAGGCGGGCAGCAGCACUGAAAGCAGCAGGCGAGCCUUGGCCGAACGAGGCGGAACGGGUAGCAGUGCUGGCUGAGAAGCACACGAGGGGAGACGCAGCCCGCGCCGUCAGCAGCGUGCGCAAAGAGAAGCCUUGGCCCAACGAGGCAGAACGGGUGGCAGUGCUGGCUGAGAAGCACGCGAGGGGAGAUGUGGCCCGCGCCGUCCGCAGCGUGCGCAAGGAGAGGGUUCGCGUGGAGAGGCGCAUAGCAGCGAGGAAAGCAGCGGGCGAGGCGGCUGUGGAAGCUGCUGCAAAGGCGCUGCAAGGGCUGGUGAUAGGCGGGGUGGUGGGUGAUGACGGUGGGAGGGAAGGGCGUGAAGCCGGUGCUGAUCGUGAUGAGGAGGAGCACACAGGGGAGAAAUCAAUUGCUCCGAAAGAUGAUGCAGCAGGAGCGAGAGCAGCUGAAGGGGCAAGGGCAGCUGAGGCGGAGAAAGAAGCUGAAGCAGCGAUGCGCCGACUGUCGAUACGAGGGGGGAUGGGUGGUGCGGGUGAUUGGACUAGGGAUACAGGUCGGGGCGACCAAGCUGGAAAGAGGAAAGGUCCGAGAAGCUUCCCUCAGAACAACAAUGAGAAUGAGAGGGAGGAGCGUGUCAGGAGCCGAGAGGGAGUGAGCGCAGGUCCGUUCAAAGCUGCAUGUCAACUCAAAGCCGUGUCGCCACUCAAAAUCACCUCUCCUGUGAAAAGCGACACGCCCUUGCGCCCGCGGUCGAGGAAUAUGCGAGCAGUCGGGUGUGACUCAAGGGACCGGGAAAUACUGAGGCGGGAGAAUGUACGGGUGGAGAGUGAGAAGGAGCGGGGUUUGGAAGCAGCGGCAGAGAAGUAUGUGAACUGCACCCCCCCACGCCGUCAUCACCAUGGCUAUCGCCAUCACCAUGACCAUCGCCACCGAGUAGAGCAUCGCUCGCAGCAGCAACACUCCUGGCAGCGCCGUGUUUACACACCCCCUCGUCAGCAUCCCAAGCAGCAGCAGCAGCAGCAGCAGCAGCAGCAGCAGAAGAAGAAGCAGCAGCAGCCGCACCAGCAGCCGCAGCAGCAGAAUCAGGAGCGCAGCACUCAGCAUCCGGCAGUGUAUGCUGAUAUCGUGAGAGGAAGGAGUGGGUUUGCCAGUCCGGAGCUCCGAGACAGAUGCUAUGGACAUGGCAAGUAUGCCCACUGCACGCCCCCUCGUCAGCAGCAACAGCAGCAGCAGCAGCAGCAGCAGCAGCAGGUUUGGAGCACUCAGCAUCCGGCACUGUAUGCUGAUAUCCCAUUCUCGUUCUCCGGUCACGCCACGAUGGCGAUCACGUCGCGCCUCCUCUUUCUCGCCGCGCUCAUGUUUCUCGGAGAAUCGCUGCUCUCUGCGGAAGCCGGCCGGCGGAGAUCGCCUAGUCCUAAGCCGCCUAGUAAGGCGGCGCCUAAGUCAACCGGGCCGAUCGACGCGAUAUUCGUUUUUGGUGACUCGCUUCAGGACGUGGGAAACAAUAACUACGGCAAGUCCGUCCUUCAGUUCAACAUUCCUCCGUAUGGAAAGAACUUCAUCCCGCAGUCGGGUCGCGUGUGCGACGGCAAGCUCGGCAUCGACUUCCUCGCCGAAUGGUUGGGCUUCCCCGCGUCACCUCCGCCGUACCUGGAUCCGAACCGAAACGCUACGUUGGGAGUCAGCUUCGCCAGCAGUGGAGCGUCGUUCAACGUCACAGGAUACACCUUCCCCGCCUUCCAGGCGGCGCAGCAGCUGGAGUGGUUCGACAAGAUCCAGGCGGACGCCAUGGAAUCCGCGAGUGGCGCCGACGCUAGCCUUCCCACCCCAUCCGUCUUCUCCACCGCGCUUUACGUCGUCGGCCUCGGCUCCAACGACUAUUUCGUCCUUUUUUUCGGGGAGACGAUCGACGAGACGACGCUCCCCAGGAUCACCGCGGGAGGCGCGAAGCAAGUGCAGGCGUUUGCGUCGACUGUCGUGGCUGCUUUAAAAGCCUACGUGGAGAGUCUGUACAGCCGCGGCGCGCGGCGGUUCUUGCUGUUUGAAAUUGCCCCGCUCGGCUGCUUGCCGCUGUGGCGACAGGCGCUGCAGCCGGCGGAGAAGCAGGGGGAGUGCGUGAGCGCGAUGAACGCGUAUGCUCAGGAGCAUAACAAGCAGCUGGCUGCUGCUGUUGCUGGCCUGCGGAAAACCCUCAAAGGUGCGGACAUUCUCCUCGCAAGAACGUAUUUGUUUCUGGAAAACGCUGUUGCGGAUCCUGCUUCGGUUGGCCUUUUCGGAACCAGCGCGUGCUGCGGCGGCCCGUCUCCCCUCAACGGCCUCGUGCAGUGCGGCAAAACGGAAACCGUGGGUGGUUACAAGGUUACCGCGACGGCGUGCAGCCGCCCCCAGGAUAGCAUCUUUUGGGACCGCCUUCAUCCCACCGAGGCCUUCAAUCGCGAGCUGGCCAAGAGCAUUUUCCUGGGCGGCAAGGAAUCGAUCGUGCCGAUGAAUCUGCGCCAGCUUGCGAGCGCCGCGAGCGGGGAGAAGAAAUAG